Messenger RNA from Didymella exigua CBS 183.55, 7878 nucleotides. RefSeq lists its product as uncharacterized. The record is from RefSeq and is a predicted model, not a curated record. The transcript has 3 exons. Lineage: Eukaryota; Fungi; Ascomycota; Dothideomycetes; Pleosporales; Didymellaceae. The coding region runs from base 1 to 7878 and encodes 2625 amino acids.
AUGUGGAGCAGAUUCACAGGCAGCUCGUCGGCGAAGAAAGACGACGAGGCGCGCCGCCGCCGCAAGGACGCCGACUCGACUCGCUCCCGCCGCGACCGCGACGCCGACGCCGACUCGACUCGCUCCCGCCGCGACCGCGACGCCGACGCCGACGAGGACACGCGCUCGGUUGUGUCGAGCGCCAGCGCGCGCAGGCCGGCGGGUUCUGCGCGCCGAAGAGACAGCCCGCCCAGCACCAUUGCGAGCUUCGCGACCGCCUUUGACCGCCCGCCCGCCGCCGACGACAGAAGGUCCAGCUAUGCCGAGUCGAGUGUGUCGCGGCGCGACGGCGAGCUGGUGCAGCGGCGCGAGAAGAAGGACAAGCGCAGCAGCAAGGACAAGGACCGCAACGACCGCAGCGACCGCAGCGACCGCAACGACCGCAGCGACCGCAACGACCGCAACGACGAGAAGCGCAAGGGCUCGCGCUCCGAUCGGUCGUCGGUGGGCGGCUACCGGGGCGAUAUUGUCGAGGAGCCGACGGGCAGCAACGCCUUCUCGCCGCUCCCCGGGCAGGCAGGUGCGCCAAUGAUGAGCGGCGCACUGCCAGCCGGCCACGCCAUGUCGUCGCACGUGCACGACCAGUUCCCCGGCCAGGACCCCGUGCAGUUCGCGACCAGCCACAUGCCGGGCCACAACCCCUUCGGCGCCGCCGCCGACUUCUACAACGACGGCGGCCAGAGCGUCGCCAACCAGCCCGGCGUUAGGCCGCAGCCGCCGUCCGUCAUCGUCGGCCAGGAUACGCCGCACCUGGCCGCCGCCUCGGCCCACGCGAACCCGGCCGCCGACACGGGCGCGGGCUCGGCCGCCGACUUUUACGGCGCCAGCGCCAGCGCCAUGCCGGGCGCCUUUGUCGACGACAGCGCUGCGCCCCUGAAGCCGCCGCGCCCCAGCGGCGCCAAGCCCAGCAAGCCCGGCAAGCCCAACAAGCCCGGCAAGUCCAACAGCUUCCCGGCGGCGGCGGGCCUGGCCGGCGGAGCUGCUCUGGGCUAUGUCGUGGGCCAUGGCUCGUCCAGCACGCAGCACAAUGCGCAGCACUCGACCAGCCACAGCAUGUCGAGCAUGCACCACUCCACCUCGUACAACAACGACAGCAACGACGCCACCUACAACAGCAACAGUGACGCCACCUACAACAAUGACGCCACCUACAACAAUGACACCACCUACAACAACGACACCACCUACAACAACGACACCACCUACAACAACGCCACCACCUACAACAACGCCACCACCUACAACAGCAACAUCCCCCCAUCUGUGUACCACCAUGGCGACCUGCCGUCCACCGCCGCCAUCAACGGCAGCUACACCAACGUCCACGAAACCGCAACAGGCGCACCCCCGCCCAAGCCGCCCCGUCCCGGCCGGCCAGAGAAGCAGCCGAGCGGCUCCAACGCCGGGCUCUACGCCGCUGGCGCCGCUGGCCUCGCAGCCUAUGCGCUGCAUAAUCAUAAUUCCAACGCCCACGCCCACGCCCACGCCCACGCCAUGCCUGGUGCUUUCCCCGGCCAGGGCCCCAACGACAUCGGUCCCUCGCCCAGCCCGUACCUGUCUGGCGGCAUGGCCCACCAACACCAGCACGUCGGCACCGUCUCCCGGUUCGUCGACUGGUGGAAGGACCACGAGGACGUCCAGAAGAUGGAGGAGUACACCGAGUACAUUGGCGUCUGCAGGUACUGCUUCGACCCCCGCUCCUCGCCCAUGGACGCUCCCCGCAAGCACCACUACUACGACCGCAGCCGCCGCUCAGACGAGUACGACCGUCCUUCUGGCGGCAUCGAUAAGCGGUCUCGGUACGGGCUGAAGGAAAAGUCGUCUCGCGCCUCGCUGUACGCCUCUGGCGACGACAAGCGCAGGAGCAACAGCACUGGCGCCGGCUGGCUGGCUGCCGGCCUUGGCGGCAUAGGCCUGGCUACUGCUGGGAAGGCGCUGUUUGCCUCGGGCCGCCACGACUUUGACGACACGUACAGCAUCAAGUCUGGCCGCACGGGCCGUGAAAGCAACACUCGACACUCGCGUCGCAGUCGCAGCCGCGAGUCUACCCACAGCAAACGCUACAGCUACGGCAGCGCUGGCAUCCGCCACCAAAGUCGUUCGCAGGACCGAGUCUCUGUCAUGUCGACGGGCGUCACCAAGGACAAGAAGGACUACAAGAACAAGAACUACAGGGACUACAAGGACAAGGACUACAAGGACUACAAAGACAACAAGAACAACAAAGACUACAAGAACAACAAGGACUACAAGACCGUGAGGCCCCAUGGCUCGCGAUCGAGUUCCAGCUCGAGGUCACGCGACCGAAAGUCUGGUCUUGGGACUGCCAUUGGCGCUGGACUGGCUGGAGUCGCGCUUGGUGCAGCUGCACGGCGAAAGGGUAGCCGCAGCCGCUCCAGGUCAGCCCACAAGGUCCACGUCCAGCACCCGCAGCGGCGAAACAGCAGCAGUGAAGGCGAGCGCCGACGCCCCAGGUCGCAGCCGUUGCGCCACAAGUCCUCACGGAGCUCAGCCUCUGCCGCCUCUUUCAUCGACAUCUCUCAAGACCACCAGUCGCAGAGCGGCUUUCUUGGAGGCUUCUUCGCUGCGCCGCCGCCCAAGGAGAAGCGCGCCAAGAGGCCAAGCUCUUUGCACAAGCAGAAAAAAAAGGGCUUCUUCACCUUUGCCAAUGGCUCGUCGUCGUCGUCCGAGUCUGACAUGGCCUUUGGCAGCGGUUUCGUGCGGAGGACCAAGACCAAGCGUUCGACCCACAACCUCAAGAAGCAGACUUCCGAUGAGCGACUCAAGGCUACGCUAGCUGGCCUUGGCGCGACCGCAGCAGCGAUCGCAGUGGCCAAGGCCAACCGACGCAACAUUGGCAAGCCGGAGCCUGAACUCGUGGCAGUUCGUGAGCGCCGCGGUCCAAGGAGCAGCAAUCGCCGUCGUCCUGGCCCUACCUCGCAGUACGGCGACGACGAGUGGGAAGAUCUGCCUGACGACGGCACGUCGACUUCUGCCAGCGACAACGAUCUGGUGUAUGGUGAUCUUGACCUCCGCAAGACUCAAAGCCGCGAGUCGCUCAACUCCAAUGGCUCUGGCACCAACAAAUGGGGCUGGAGAUGGGGCUUCGGCAAGAAGAGGACGUCGUCCAACAAUCUCUACGACAACAUUGCCAGCACGCCUCUUACUCGUCCUGCUGCUGCUGCUGCUGGCGCAAUUGGCGUUGCUGCUGCAGGCGUGGCGGCUUCACGUCCAUCACACCACGACAGUGAGACGAGCAGCCAGCACACGCUGCAGACCGUCUACCCUGUCGCCUCGAGCGACCCAACCAGCUUUGACGCCAGGCGCACAAGUGUGCUUGACACGCCUCAGGCCAUGGUCACCACCGGUCCUGGCGCCAUCCGUCUGCAGCAGCCACAGCCCAUGCACCAGGUCCCAGGCUCAAUAUACUCCACCCAACCUACAUCUCAGCAAGGCUACACCGCACCCGCGGGCCCUCCCGUCUUCUCGCAAGUCCCCUUUCCCCCUCCCUACCCCCCUCCCUACCCAACGCAGGCCCAGGCGCAGAACAUCACCAUCAACAACCAUCCAUAUCCGCCUCCUCCAGCGGCGCCUCGUCGCGCCAACUCGUCGCCCAUCCAAAAGUCGUCGUGGAAGAAGGAUGUCGCUAUGGCGGGUCUCGCGGCUACCGCUGGAGCUGCUGCUAUUGUCGCUGCCAAGGGCAGUGAUAGCGAACGCCCGUCCAGCGCGCAGAGCAAUGUCCGCUUCAACUUCACCAAGGAGCAGGCGAAGAAGGAUGCCCGCGAGCGCCGCGAGGAGCAGGAGCGCGACGAGGACGAGCGACGGCGCGCGCAACAGCAGGAGGACGAGCGACGGCGCGCGCAACAGCAAGAGGAUGAUGCUUUGCGCAGAGAGGAAGCAGAGCGCCGACAACGCGAAGAUGAACUCCGUGCAGCCGAAGACGAGCGUCGCCGCGAGCAAGUCCGCCGAGAAGAUGACGUGCGCCGCGAACAAGACCGUCGUCGCGACGAGGAUGAGCGCCGUCGACUCGAGAUUCUGCGCCAGCAGGACGAGGCCCGCAAGUUCAUCGAGGUGCAGCGCCUUGCGAAGAUUGAGACGGACCGUCUCGAGGCCGAGCGACGCCGUCAGCACGAUGACAUGCUGGCUCGCGAGACCCAGGAGGCUGAGCUUCGAGACCGGAGGGAUCGCGAGGCGGGGGCUGAGGUGCUGCGCAGGGAGGCUCUCGAGCGCGAAGAGGAGCAGAGACGGAGAGAGCGUCGCGAAGCUGAAGCCAUCGAGGCGGAAAGGCGCGAGGAGGAGAUGCGCGCAGAUGUGGACCGUCGGCGACGCGAAGACGACCGCUACGACAGUGACCGCGAUCGCCGCCGUCUCGAGUACCAACCCACAGGCAGCUCGGCCAGCUCAGUGGCCACUGAUGUCCGCCGCAAAGAGCAAGAGCUGCAGGACCGGGAGCGCGACCUUGUCAAGCCGGAUGCUUGGAAGUCCACAGCUGCUGGCGCCGUAGCCGCGGGUGCUGUGGCUGCCAUCACAAGUGCUGCCAUCUCUGCGCACAAGGACAAGGGCAAGGACAAGGACAAGGACAAGGGCAAGGGCAAGGGCAAAGACAAGGACAAGGGCAAGGGCAAAGACAAGGACAAGGACAAGGACAAGGACAAGGAGCGCGAGCAGCGUCGCGACAACUGGCGCGAUACCUCGUCCUCCGAGAAGGAGGUCGAGCCGUUGUAUCAGGCCUACAAGCCCAGCAAGGCCAUCGAGUAUCAGCCGAGUAACGUCAGGACUUACGAGCCAAGCUUCGCCCAAGUCGAGCCGAGCAAGAUUGCCCAGGACUACGCCGACGAAGACAUCUUCGAUCCUCACAUGUUCAGAAAGAAGGAGACGACCAAGGACGUCUUCAAAGACUGGGAAGACAGAUACGCCGAGAAGCCCGUGUCUCAGGCAGACUUCUUUGCUCCAAGAGAUCUUCUAGAGAACAACAACCUGCCCAAGGUCCAUUCCGUCGAUCCCAACGAAGGUGCUCCCGACCUGCAUGUCUACGAGUCGAUCGCAGACUACGGAGCCAGCCAGCCCAAGACUCCGCCAUACCCGACCUCGUACUCGUUUACUGCCACCCGGGACGGCCGCGGUCCUCGCACGCCUGAUCCUGUGCCCACUCUCAACUUGAUUCAACCAACGCCUCCUGGCAGCAGGGCGCCUUCGGUUCGCAGCGUCUCCAUGCCACCCUCUCCCAACAUCGAGCCUGUGCAGGAGAAACAGGAGUCAAGACCGAAGAGCGUGCCGUCGAGAGUCAGCUGGGGCGAGAACUCGUUCCACCACUUUGACGUCCCUACUCCUGAGUCGUUCAAAGAGCAGUUUAUUUCAGACCGCGAGCUCAGGGAGCACGACAAAAAGUACGCGCAGGAGGAGGUCGUUGUGGAGCGUGAUUCGCCCAAGUCGGAUAAGAAGACGACGACCUACCAGCCUGACAAACCGAGCGCGUUGUCAAAGUCAGCAGAGCCGAAGGAGAUUGCGCCCAGCACCCAGUAUGUCCCAGACAAGAAGGAUGAAUCUGCUUGGGACAGCACUGAAGGCGCCAUGUCGAGGAAGUCGAGCAAGAAGGAUAAGAAAGCCAAAAAGGCCGCGGCCGCGGCCGCUGUUGCUGCGGGCGCUGCGGGUGCCCUGACUGCCGCGGCGAUUGCGCAAAACGACAAACAUGACGAUCCGAGCGACUGGGAUUACAAGCAUGCCGACAACCGAUCGACCAUCAGCAACCCCUUCUCCGACUCGAAUGCUGCGCGAUCGACCAUUGCUGCUUCAAUGGUCUCGUCGAUUCCUUCCAUGGGCGCCGAGUACAAGUCUCCGUCGCCGUACUUUGAGUACAUCACCGAGUCCGAGGCUGGCGUGCCUUUGAGUUCGAGCGCAAAGGACGCGGCUUCUGAUGAGCGCAAUGUCUCGGUGGUCCCCGAGGAGCUGCAUAUGCCCGGUGGGUUCAUCGAGUCGCCUUCGGUCAGCAAGUUCGCGGAGCCUACGAAGAAGGCGGUUCAAGAGGAGGACUUCAGUGCUCCUACGUCCAAGAAGAGCAAGAAAGGUAAGCGGAAGAGCAAGGCUGCUGAUGAAGAGGUAGUCACGCACGACGUCCCCCGGCGAGUCGAGCCGGAGCCUCAGCGCACUCCCGAGAUUCCACAGGAGGAAGGCCUGCGCGCAAUGAGCAAGAAAGAACAGGCCAGAAGAGACAAGGAGGCGAAGCGCAUGAGCAUGAUGAGCGUGCAGAGCUGGGAGAUGAGCGACGACAGCCGGCCCUCGAGUCCGACCCUCGAGCGCGAUAUCAGGGAUCUGCAACCUGCGCACACCGCGCCGCCUGCGAAGGAUCUGCCGAACACACCCUCUCGAGACACACCCUCUCGAGACACUCAAUCUCGAGACCCUCCUGCACGCGAGAGCAGCAGCAGCAAAGCAGCCACCACCGCAGCGCUCGCCGGCGGCUUCGCCGCACUCAUGGGUGCAUCUGCGAAGCAGGAUCAAGACCGCAUAUCCGCCGAGCGCGAGCACGCCCGACAAGCCUUGGAGGCUGCGAGCACUCGUGCUCCGCGCCACGAAGAGCCCCGGUCCCCAUCCCACGGCACACGGUCACGCGACGACGACGCCAAGUUGGUGACGAUCCCCAGCUAUGCGUUUGAGGGCGUCGAGGACCCGUCUGAUUCCAAGACUACGCGCCGUAAACUCGAUAAGAGACACAGCAGCGGCAAGUGGUCGCCGUCGGUUGGCUCGCCGCUUAGGUCUGAGAUGAAGAAUGAGGAUUAUCUUGGUAGGACGGCUGCGCAGGCUGCGUCUGGAUCUGCGCCUCAAGCUGCCUUUGGAUCUGCGCCUCAAGCUGCCUUUGGACCUGCGACUCAAGCUGCCUUUGAGUCUGCGACUCAAUCUGCCUUUGUACCGGCGCCUGAGCCCCCGACAUCACGCGGCAUCCAAGACUCUGGGUACUACGCUCCCGACGACUACCAACGCAAGGGGUCCGCAGAGCGGGAUUCAGAUGAGUUCUUCUCCGCUGGUUCCGAGGAGCGAGAGCGGGAGAAGUCAGAGAGGGCCCGCGAGCAGGAGAACCGGCCCGACGACGACACGAGCACCAUCAUUGCCUCGAAGAACAAGUACGACGAUGACGAUGUAAGGUCGACGGUUUCUUCGCGCAGCAAAGACGAUCCUGAUCGCGAAGAGCGGCGCCGGAGGAGGAGAGAGGCCCGCGCUGCGCAGGAGGGCAGCCGCGAACAGAGCCGCGAACAGAGCCGCGACCGCGGCUAUGACUUCGACGAUGGCAGCGAGCGGAGGCGAAGACAUGGUCGUAAGGAUGCAGACGAGAGCGGAUACGCAUCUGACGCCAAAAGCACGGUCUCGGAGGCGCGGUCAGAAGCCACCGGCGAGCGCAAGUCGAGUCGCCGAAAGUCGAGGCGCGACGAUGACUUUGAUGACGGCGCGAGCAUGAUAUCGACUUCUUCGCGCCGCGAUGAGACGCGCGAAGAGAGGAGGGCGCGAAAGGAAGAGAAGGAGAAAGAGAGAGAGCGGGAGCGUGACAAGGAGAAGCGCUCAAGCGGGCUCUUUGGUCUUUUCAGCAGCAAGUCCAGGGAGAACCUGGCGGAGGCGAGCAAGUCGUCCAAGUCCAAGAGCCGCGACCGCGACCGCGACCGCGAUGGCGAAGAGGACGAGGACCGCAAGCAUCGCAGACGCAAGCACAGAAGCGAGCGCGGCUCGACGUAUGGCUCGGACGACGAUGACGCAAAGUCUACCGUGUCGACGAGCAGCCGCAGUCACCGCGAGAAGAGGGAGAGGAGGGACAGGGACGAAGAAAAGGUACAUCGAUCUUCCUUGCGAUAG